AUGGAUGUAUGUGAAAUUAUAUUUAAUCCUAACAGAGGGACAAAAAGACCCCGUGAUGAAGAGGAAGAAGAAAUCAAAGCACGUCGGAAACAAGCUAGUGCACGAGAGCACAGUCGCCACAGGGAAGAGGAGUCUGUUGCGCUGGAAGAAACUGAUGAUGAUAAGAAGAAACUUCUUCAGAUAAUUGAGAGGGAUGGAGAAGAGGAAGAGGAGGAAGAGGAACCUUUGGAUGAAAGUUCAGUGAAGAAGAUGAUUCUCACCUUUGAGAAGAGAUCUUACAAAAACCAGGAGCUGCGGAUCAAGUUUCCUGACAAUCCAGAGAAGUUCAUGGAGUCCGAACUGGAUUUAAAUGACAUCAUUCAGGAAAUGCAUGUGAUCGCAACGAUGCCAGACCUGUAUCACCUGCUGGUGGAGCUGAACGCUGUGCAGUCUCUCCUCGGCCUGCUGGGACACGACAACACAGAUGUUUCCAUAGCUGUGGUAGACUUGCUUCAAGAACUGACUGAUAUAGAUACUCUCCAUGAGAGUGAAGAAGGAGCUGAAGUCCUCAUUGACGCUCUAGUGGAGGGCCAGGUUGUGGCCUUGUUGGUCCAGAAUUUAGAGCGCCUGGAUGAAAGUGUGAAGGAGGAAGCUGAUGGUGUCCACAACACACUGGCAAUCGUUGAGAACAUGGCAGAGUUCCGACCAGAGAUGUGCACAGAAGCUGCGCAGCAGGGCCUCAUGCAGUGGUUGCUCAAGAGGCUGAAGGCUAAGAUGCCUUUUGAUGCCAACAAGCUGUACUGCAGUGAGGUGCUGGCUAUUUUGCUCCAGAAUAAUGAUGACAACAGAGAAUUGCUUGGGGAGCUGGAUGGGAUCGAUGUGCUGCUUCAGCAGUUAUCUGUGUUUAAACGACACAACCCUAGUACAGCAGAAGAACAGGAAAUGAUGGAGAACCUGUUUGACUCCCUUUGCUCCUGCCUAAUGCUCAGUUCCAAUCGCGAUCGCUUCCUGAAAGGCGAGGGUCUACAGCUGAUGAAUCUGAUGCUUAG
Messenger RNA from Fulmarus glacialis (Northern fulmar), 1028 nucleotides. It is a transcript of the gene CTNNBL1, whose product is annotated as catenin, beta like 1. Gene Ontology annotation, cellular component: spliceosomal complex. The record is from RefSeq and is a predicted model, not a curated record. NCBI's taxonomy places the organism in Eukaryota, Metazoa, Chordata, Aves, Procellariiformes, Procellariidae. The transcript is spliced from 10 exons. The annotation marks the transcript as partial.